GCGUCGUGUUAUGUUCGGAUCAAGUGACGCUUUCUGUUCAUUCGAGAGUGUAUCUCGCGUGCGAAAGGUAGUCUAUUCUCGUUAAAAGUAAACCUUGUGUAUAAUUCGAUUAUAUCGAGUAAAUUUCAGGUGUGCGCUAAUUAAGAAGGACACGAUAUACAAUAAUCGUGUACGAAACAUUCGUAUCGCGUAAUACAACAUAAUACUUACAUAUAUAUGUGUGCGUGCAACGCGUUUAUUUAUUAUGUGAAGUGCAAGUGCAGUCAUCGAAACUUUCUAUUGGCCGCUUUGUCAGCACCAAUCAAAUCGCAUCUUUCCGUCCGCGAAUAUCUCCGCUCUAUAUAAUUUUUAUGUUCGUGACGUCACACGAAACAUCGCGAGCCGGGUGCGCGACGCUUGUUUUAUUCUCCGAAAAGUGAGUACAAUUUUCGCAUUAAUUGAGAAAGACGUGACAAUAAUAAAUAAUAUGUACGACGAUAAUAACAAGUACGAAAGAUUCGCGGCAUAAUACAACGUAAUUGCGUAUGUAUAUGUGUGCUAUGUGAAAGAUUUAUUCGUGCCGGUUACGGGACGACGCGAAGUUGUUUACAUAUAAUCGUGACGCGGAAGGACACGUCACGUCGGUCGUGCCGGAUCAAAUGACGCCUUCUGUUCAGUCGAGUGUCUCGCGGUGUCCGAGAGGUAUCGGCAGCCGUGAAUUUCCAUAUCGAGAGUGAAUCCUAAUACGUAUGUAUAUUAAUGAGAUCGUAAUUAAUCGUCAUCUCAUGAGACAUGUCUCGUGCGUUCAACAAGUAGUUGCAUAAUGAAUUUCGCUGCCAUGUUUUUACGUCACGCGUCCCAUAAAUGAAAUUCGCCUCGUAUUCUCCACGGAUUCUAUACAUCGCACACGUAGGUGAAUACUGUGUCAUUAGUGUCUCUAAUCAACUGUGUUUCUAAGUUCGUGUCAGUGAGUGAAUUUUCCUUAUAUGGAGUCGAAUUGGAAGAGGAGCAGACUCGUCAGGGACCAUCGACGACCAUUGAGGCAGAAAGGGUUAUGGUGACACGCAGCAUCUGAGCGUCUUAUGGAGCUCGAGUUUCCUCUGCAUCCUCCAGAAACCUACCUCAUGGCCGAGCAGACGGAAAUAGCCGUCAGCGCACGAAACGAUCCAGUUCUGUCUUGCCACAUCCUUCCGCGUAUGCUGGACAGAACAGUUCAUUACUGCCGGUGGAUUCGCCCCGACGGAUAUGGAAUUUACAAUGACAUAAGCCAUCGAUAUACCACCAACAGCAGCUACUCUGAGUGCAGAUUAGUCAUCCUGAAUCCGUCGCUUUGCGACCAUAAGGUUCGCCCGGUUCGCCACCAAAAUUUCUCUCAGAGUGCCGUGUCCGCGUCUCAAAAGAAUCUCAAUAUUGAUCCUGAUUCCCCGGUUAUAUCUGGCAGCCUCAACGAAUCAAAGCCCAUCCUGUAAUUGGAAACGGCAGCGGCCCGUUCGACUGGAAGAUUCACGACUGAAUUGCCGUAGGAACACAAUUUACGGUAGCUCGCGCGCGAAGAGGGAGGAAAGAAAAGGGCGGCUAUCUCGCCGGGUGGUGGUGGCGGCGAGCCGGUAUAACUUUGAUAUUCCGUCCUUGAGCGAAGGAAGAUAUGCUAACGAUCUGUAAAGAGUACGGCACGGAAGCUGAACAGAGGUUCGAGCCUCGCCAAGAUAAAUUGCGAGCAAAAUUAAUCGCCGCGUUUUUGCGGUCCUGCAGUUGAUACACAACUCUUUGCCGAUGUAUUGAAUUGCAUAUACGCAUAUCUUUCAAAAGAAUUAAAUUGCAGUAAUAUGCUGGUCGCGAA
This is a messenger RNA of Camponotus floridanus (Florida carpenter ant), 1819 nucleotides long. RefSeq lists its product as uncharacterized. The coding region runs from base 1062 to 1448 and encodes 128 amino acids. The record is from RefSeq and is a predicted model, not a curated record. NCBI's taxonomy places the organism in Eukaryota, Metazoa, Arthropoda, Insecta, Hymenoptera, Formicidae. The transcript has 4 exons.